GACCGGAGCCAAUCACCGAGGGUUUCGCGGGCCAAAGUCAGGACUUUUCAAGGUGCUUGCGCCAUAUGCAACCGAACUACGCAAGAAGUCCGUGCCUUCGUUCCAGACAAGAAGUUGGGAAGGGUUGCGGUGCCGCUCGCAGUGAUUCGAAGCAAUGCUGCUAGCUGCUACAGCCACUCCACGUCAUGUGAGAUGGGCCCGUCUGAAUCAACACAGGCCGAGAUAUCCACUCCCAAGGUCUCCAGAUGUAUACAAACCGAGUUGGAAGGCUUCCACAAGUCAUCCUCAGCCCCAGAAAUGCCACUGGCAGUGCCCUUAGUGCCGACAAAUUCAAGAGGAGCCGGCUGUCCAGUGCAGGGACAUGCGAAAGUCGAUGAUGCUGUGGCAGGUGACGGCAGACUCAAUAUGGAUACCAACACAUCUCGCAACGUAAAGAGAGCGAGCCCUUCCUCCGUGAAUGUGUUUUUCGUGGUUAGUCCAUACGGCUGCGGCGUUUGCUCGCGCAGUUUCGAGGAGAUAGACGCCCUGGUCUCGCACGCACUCUCAUGUCCAUGGCCUGAGCCAUUCCAGUGUAGCCUGUGUUCAGAGCUGUGCAUGACGUGGGGUGCGACGCGGGAUCACCUCAUCACUCACGUCAACAGAGGCGUGGCAAAGUGCCCACUGUGCGAGCGCACAUUCGGCGAGCACUGGAACAAGCAGGCACAUGUCAGGGGGCACAUCGAGCUGCACCACGUGCCCAUCCGACCAUUCGUGUGCAACUGUUGCGAGGGCGCAUUCACCACAAGGUCGACCAUUUACACGCACAGCCGUGACUGCCGCGCAAGGACGCAAGUGGUCGAUAAGUACCUGGGCUCCAGCGAGAAAUGUGAUCUGCAGGCUCGCGCUCCCCUGGCCACUACGGUGUUCAAGUGCUCUGUUUGCCUGACCGCAUUUUUGGACCGUUCGGUGAUAGCGAGGCACAUGCGCGUUCACCUGAACCAGAUGCAACACAGUAGAACAGGUGAGGUUGCAGUGCCACCCGCAGUCAUGCGAUGCAAUGCUGCUACCCGCUACAACUGGUCCGCAUCGUGUGAGAUGGUCGCCUCCACGUUAACACAGGCCAAGAUACUCACUCCCAAGGUCUCCAGAUGUAUACAAACCGAGUCGGAAGGCUUCCACAAGUCCCCCCCAAACCCAAAAGUUCCACUGGCAGGCAAAGUGCCCUUAGUGCCAACAAGUUCAAGAGGAGCCAGAUGUGCAGUGCAGGGACAUGCAGAAGUCGAUGAUGCCAUGGCAGGUGACUGCGAACUCAAGAUGGACGCCAACACAUCUUUCGACGUAGAGACAGAGAGCCCUUCUUUCGGGAAUUUGUGUUUUGUGGUUAGUCCAUACGGCUGCGGCGUUUGCUCGCGCAGUUUCGAGCAGGUGGACGCCCUGAUCUCGCACGUAGUGGCAUGCCAGUGGCCGGAGCCGUUCCGGUGCGGCCUGUGUUUGGAGCUGUGCAUGACGUGGGGUGCGACGCGGGAUCACCUCGUCACUCACGUUAGCAGAGGCACGUCAAAGUGCCCGCUGUGCGAGCACAUGUUCCGCGAGCACUGGACUGACCUGGCGCACAUCAAGCGGCACAUUGAGCUGCGCCACGUGCCCAUCCGGCCAUUUGUGUGCAACUGCUGUGAGGGCGCAUUCACCGCGAAGUCGGACAUUCACAAGCACAGCCGUGAAUGCCGUGCAAGGAUGCAAGUGGUCGACAAUUACCUGGGCUCGAGCAAGAAACGCGAUCUGCAGGCCCUCGGUUGCCUGUCUACUAUGGUGUACAAGUGCUCCGUGUGCCUGACCACGUUUUUGGACCGUUCACUUAUAGCGAGCCACAUGCGCAUUCACUUGAACCAGAUGCAACACAGUCGAACGGGUGAGGGGUUCAAGAAGCAUCCCUUCAACAGCAGAAACCACAGGUCAGACGUUGCAUGACCCCAAAGGUCAAGCAAGGAGUCGAGGCAUUUUCAUAGGGCUUCAUUAGAGUAGAGGUUGCUGAAGACCACAUGCUGUGAGAACAUCUCUAAAGCCACACAGACUGAGUUGAGCUCUUCCGCAAUCUCCAGCUGGACACAGUGCAAAGAUCUGGAAGACUGUGAUGAUGUUUUUUAACUUCCACUGCAAACUGUUUGUGCACUCCCGUGCAUUUUCAUGUGAUCAUACAUGAGUGCUGUCAACAAGUUAUUAAACUAGUGUUUCGCUAAAGAAAAUGUUUUGUAGAUUGCAUGGGCAAAAUUAAUACACAAGUGAAAUACUACAAACGUGAGACUUGCAGCAACUGGAGACUUUGCAAGGUUAAGAAACAAUAACAUGAAGAUACGACAAUCACAUUAUCCGAUUUGCUCAUUGUUUGCUUGGUAGUGAUGUUAAUGCAAUACUUUGUGAAUGUGCCAGAAUGACAUUCCAUUCUGAAAAAACCAAGGACCGGAUGUACAAUGAGUUUUGAGGACCAACUCUCCUUUAUCACUGUUACCUCUUUUAGCCCUUAGUGAUAUGCGUUAUGAUUGACUGUCUAUAAGUGCGUGAAAUUUGCAUAAUUUGAUGCCAACCUUCUGUAGACCAAAUUUCAAGCAAGUGGAAGUGUUAAAAUGAAUUAUAGUCUAAUUUACAGCAAUUAAUCAAAAUUAAAACAUAAAUAAUUAUCUUAUUAUUCAACUGUAAGUCAUGCUAUAUUUCUUUGUAAAGCAAAUUUAACAACUGACUCAAAUUACAUUCAAUAGUUAUCUUCUUGCAGCGAGCAUUCCUAUGUAGGUAAAAAAUAUUUUGAAAUUUCCUGCUGAAACACCUCAUGUCCAGCAACUCGUUAAACACGGUACUGCCUACACCAAAGCAAUCGUGUAGCAAAAUAUUUCAACCAGGAGUGAUAUAAAGGAACUUUAGGUAACACAAGGGUUUAAUUUAGCAUUAGCUCAAUGUCUGUGGUCUAUUCCUUGCCAAUAGUGCACAGAAAUGGCAAAAGGAAAUUGUGUCUCCAAAUGCGGACGGGGUAUCACAGGGUUAAUCGAGGUCUCGGAUCUGAGCACAGCUGCAGUACAGCUGUGUGCAGGCACUGUACAGUUUGUGGCAAAACUGAGUUGAACGUUUGUAACACUGGGCUCAGUAUGAACUGAAUUGAAGACUUGCAUGCGCUGCUUUACGAGCGCAUUGCAAUGUGGCAAGCAAGAAGGUUUAAAAAAAAAUUCGUGGG
Rhipicephalus sanguineus (brown dog tick) is the source of this 3199-nucleotide messenger RNA. Its product is annotated as zinc finger protein 808. Gene Ontology annotation, cellular component: nucleus. The coding region runs from base 193 to 1947 and encodes 584 amino acids. Gene Ontology annotation, biological process: regulation of transcription by RNA polymerase II. The record is from RefSeq and is a predicted model, not a curated record. Lineage: Eukaryota; Metazoa; Arthropoda; Arachnida; Ixodida; Ixodidae. Gene Ontology annotation, molecular function: RNA polymerase II transcription regulatory region sequence-specific DNA binding; DNA-binding transcription factor activity, RNA polymerase II-specific. The transcript has 7 exons.